Pyrenophora tritici-repentis Pt-1C-BFP is the source of this 1005-nucleotide messenger RNA. Its product is annotated as 60KD-IMP domain containing protein. Gene Ontology annotation, molecular function: membrane insertase activity. Lineage: Eukaryota; Fungi; Ascomycota; Dothideomycetes; Pleosporales; Pleosporaceae. The record is from RefSeq and is a predicted model, not a curated record. Gene Ontology annotation, biological process: protein insertion into mitochondrial inner membrane from matrix; mitochondrial respiratory chain complex IV assembly. Gene Ontology annotation, cellular component: mitochondrial inner membrane.
AUGCUGUCUUCGCGCCUGCCACGGCACAGGGCAUGCCAAUUGCUCGUGCGAAGCUCCAUCACACCCCAAGCCUCAAUAUCGCGUCCGUCAACACGCGCCUUCCAUGCCUCGGCGCCGCGCAAAGACCCCCUCGUUGAUGCCAUUCUGUAUCUCCCGCACGAGAUGAUGUCACUCAUCCAUACCACGGUCCCAUGGUACGCCGCCUUACCCAUCUCGGCCUUUAUUCUGCGUGCCCUGCUUGUUACUACAGCCGGAACGUAUGCGCGCUCCCUCUACGCACGAUUCAUGGGUCUGCUGCCGCUCCGACAAGCACUUGCCCUUCAAAAACGAGAUGAGAUAUUGCAGCAAAGGACAUUUCGAACUCCUAGAGAGGCUACGUUGGCAACGAAGAAGGAGCUAAAGCAGGUCACAUCGGCAUUGGACAAGAGGUGGAGCACGACUCUAGACGCGCAGAUUUGUUGGACUGUCGGCCAGAUACCCAUCUUCUUCGCCAUGGCUGAGACUACUCGACAGAAAUGUGGCGCCCAGGAUGGACUGCUAGGCAUGGCUAUGGCGUCAAUCAAGGGCGAGGGUACAACAAUGGUCAAUGAAAGUGGUGAGCUCGUGGCGCGCGUCACUCCCUCCUUAUGGUUUGACCCUUCGCUGGCGAACGAGGGGAUGCUGUGGUUUCCAGAUCUUCUUAUCCCGGACCCUACGGGUAUGCUACCCUUCAUUGCGUCAGGCCUCAUGUUUUCCAAUUUCUUCUUCACCAAUAACAGUCCUCCAACAGGUGCAAAGUGGCCCACCAUCAUCAGGAGGACGUUGCUGUUUGCUUCGCUCUGUAUAGGGCCACUUUGCCAGAACCUGCCUGCAGCUCUGAUGCUUUACUGGUGCUCGAGCACCACGUCGGUCAUUUUGUGGAAUGUCUGGCUCGACCGAAUGUACCCUGUACCACGAGGAUACGAGGCAUGUAAAAGACCGCUUUUGAUGCCACCUGCGCCUGCGCCAAAAAGACGAAGAAUCUAG